UCCCCGCCGCCGGGUCGCCCGGCAACAGCGCGCGUACACAGGCGGCGCGGCCGGGGGCCAUGGCGGCGGCGGCGGGGCCCGGGCCCGGGCCCGGGCGCCCCCGCGGGAGGCGGCAGCUCGCCCCACCACAUCAUUUGGAAGAAAUUAACAUUCUGGAUGGCUAUUUUCUUCCAAAUGAAGUAGAUCUUCAUCAGGUAAUGGUAUUGCCAAAAGCAGAAUGGGAAAGGAUUCAGGACAAUCUUGACAGCACAACUAGAGAAGCAGCACGCAUCCUUGCUGAGAAGAAAGAACGGGAAGAAAUGCACUUACGCUCCAAAGCUGCUGUAAAAGACUGGCCCAAUACCAUUAUGGGCCUGGCACAACGGAAACUUAAAGCCAAAAAAUUACGUGAAGAAAGGGAAGAAGAAGAAAGAAAGUUACUUGAUUUGGAAGAGCAACGGUUCCAAGCAGCAAAACGGAAGGAGGCUCUUGAUCAUGCAAAAACCUACCUAUACUAUCAGAACGAAAGAGUGAAAGGGUUGCAUAGUGCACUUCUACUUGCUGAGGUCCUAAAAGAAAGAGAUGCUCAAGUUGAAUUUAAAAAGUUAAAGUCAGAUGUUAACAAAAAGAAGGGUGAAGAAAAGGAACAUGAACAUAAAGAAGCUAUUCUCAGAGAGGAAGAAAAGGCACAUCAAUGUUAUAUGAAUCAACAGGCACUACGCAGAGAUCAGCUGGAACAAAUAAAGGAGCACAAGCAUCAGGCAGAUCUGGCCAAGCUAGAAGACAAAAGAGAAGGCGAACAAAUACAGAGAUUGAACCGACUGUACCAACUGGAAAUUCAGAGAGGAAAAGAAAAGGAACAGGAGGAAAAAGUUGAACGCCAGAGGCUGCAUCAUGAGCAUGUAACUGAGCAGAAAAUAAUCAAAGCAGUAGAGGAGCAAAAAGAAAUGGAAGAAGAUGAUCGGAUUAGAGCUCAUUGUAAAGCAAAGGAAACUAUUGCCAAGCUGAUAAAAAAGAAAGAAGCUGAAAUGCGCAGACUAACACAGGAACAUCAGGAUAAAAUCGUUUACCAAUUAGCUGUACAAAUGAAUGAGGCAUUAAAGAGGGAAGAUGAUCGUCUUGCUAAAGACAUUGCAAAAAAAGAAGCUGAACAAGAAAAAAAACGCAAAGAGAAAGAAGCAAAAGAAAAGGCUGCCAUUAAAUCUAUUGCUGAACACAGAGCCACUGUGAUGAAGAUGAAAGUAGAAAAGGAGAGAGAGGAAAAAGAAGAGGGUAAAAAAGAACUUCAUGCAUUAAUGGAAAAGAACUGCAUCUACCUGGAAACGGAAAAAGCCAAGAAACAAAGACAACGUGAUGCAAACAUGGAAGUGCAGAAAAUUCAGAUCCAGCAAAUGGCUGAAAAGCAGGCAAAAAAACAGCAGGAAAAGCAAGCAGACUUGGAUUAUGAUGUCCAGAGAGAGGCUAUUGCGCUUUUUAAGGAGCGUGAAUUUCAGAGCUAUGCAAAGCAAGUAAUUGAAUCAGAGUCCAAGACUACACACCAUCUUUAUCCUCUUCUCAAAGCAUCCAAAGAUGGAAGAGGACUUGGACAUGGGCCAUUUUCCAGAGGAAGAGAAGGAAUAAAUACUAGUUUUCAAUCACAGGAUGGUGCUGGGGGCCAGUUACCUUGUUGUAGCUGCACUCCUGCUCAAGAAGUUAAAAACAUGAAAUAACAUUGAGACUAUCCAGCAAGGAAAGGCAGAAGCAGUUUUCACGUGGUUAAAAAAAAAUAUCUUUUGAACCUUACCGGCAGAGUUAAGCUGCAAAGGAUCUACAUCGAAUAUAUAUUAUGAAUCUGGAAGUCCAUUUGGAGAAAAAAAGAUUGCCAGAGAACUGGUUGUAUUCUCAAAAAUCCCCAGCUUGUAUUUCAUGAAAGUUAGUUUAUUAAACUUGAGACAGGAAUGCA
This is a messenger RNA of Aquila chrysaetos chrysaetos, 1921 nucleotides long. RefSeq names its product coiled-coil domain-containing protein 173-like. The coding region runs from base 60 to 1688 and encodes 542 amino acids. The transcript is spliced from 9 exons. Lineage: Eukaryota; Metazoa; Chordata; Aves; Accipitriformes; Accipitridae. The record is from RefSeq and is a predicted model, not a curated record.